AUGAAUCAUUUUAUAUCAAUCAAAUUAAUAAACUAUCGUGUAACAUCUAUGAAAGUUUUUAUAAAAUACUUAUCAACUAUUCAAUCUAAUUUUGAUUUGGGUAAUGAAAUGAAAUCAUUUAAUGAUAAAAAACAAUUCAAAAAAGCACUUGAAUUAUUUGAUAAACAUAUGAAAAACAAUAUUGAAACGUAUUCAAGUUUAGUCAUUACUCAAGCUUUGAAAGCAUGUACUCAUAUAAAAGAUCUUCAACGUGGUUCAGAUAUUCAUCAUCUUAUUUCAUCUCGUAUUCAACAUGAUUUUCACAUAUUGACCUCAUUAAUUCAUUUUUAUAUGCAAUGUGGUGAUGUGAGAAAUGCUGAAUUAUUAUUCAACAAAACGAAAAAAAAAACUUUGUCAAUAUAUGGAGCAAUGAUGAAAGGUUAUAUAAAAAAUAAUAUACCUAUGAAAGCAAUUGAUCUGUUCAAUAAAAUUGAAAAUCCUGAUAAAGUUAUUAUAAUAUUUGUUUUCAAUGCUUGUGCUGCAUUAGGAACAAGUGAAGCUUUAGAUUUAACAAAAAAAACUUUAGAAAAAAUGUCAAAAUCAUUGUAUUCAAAUUCGUAUAUAUUAUCUUCUGUAUUAGAUGCAUUAAUGAAAUGUGGUGAUGUUAAAUAUGCUGAAUCAGUAUUUAAUUCAUCAACAAAUAAAGAUCUAUCUAUGUAUGGAGCAAUGAUGAAAGGUUAUAUAGAAAAUAAUGAUCCUGAAAAAGCAAUUGAACUUUUUAAACAAGUGAAAAAUCCUAGUGAAGUUGUUUUCAAUCUUUUUUUCAAUGCUUGUGCUACAUUAGGAACAAGUGAAAGUUUAGAUUUAACAAAAAAAACUUUAGAAAAAAUGCCAAAAUCAUUUUAUUCAAAUUCGUAUAUAUUAUCUUCUGUAUUAGAUGCAUUAAUGAAAUGUGGCGAUAUUAAACAUGCUGAAUCAAUAUUUAAUUCAUCAACAAAUAAAGUAUUCUCUAUGUAUGGGGCAAUGAUAAAAGGUUAUACAAAAAAUAAUUGUCCAGAAAAGGCAAUUAAUCUUUUUAAACAAAUUGAAAAUCCAAGUGAAGUAAAUUUAAUUGUUUUUUUUAAUGCUUGUGCUCAAUUAAGAACUCAAGAAGCAUUAAAUUUAGUAAAAGAAACAUUAAAAAAAAUGCCAAAAUCUUAUUAUUUAAACUCUCGUCUUCUAAAUGCUUUAUUAGAUGCAUAUAUAAAAUGUGGUGAUAGUUCAAAUGGAGAAAUUCUUUUUUUAAAAAUGAAUAAAUCUAUUGAAAAUUAUGGAAAUUUAAUGAGUGGAUUUAAUAAGGAAAAUAAUCCUGAAAAAACAUUAGAUUUAUUUAAUAAAAUGAAAAAUGAUGGUAUUCAAGCAAAUAUUAUUAUUUAUCUUUGUCUUAUUAAAGCUUUAUCAAGAAUUGGUGAUUAUUCUUUAUCUAUAUCAAUGAUUAAACAAAUUCCUGAUUCUUUUCUUCAUGAUAAUCAAAUUAAAACAGCAUUAAUUGAUAUGUGGGGUAAAACUGGAUAUGUUGAUAAAGCAAAAGAUAUAUUUGAAAAAAAUCUUCAACCAGAUCAAGCAAUGUAUAAUUCAAUGAUUCAUUGUUAUGGUUUAAAUGGAAAAGCUACUGAAGCAAUUCAACUUUAUCAUCAUAUGCCGAAAGAUAUUAUUGAUGAAAUAACUUAUGUUUGUACUUUAAACGCCUGCUCACAUUCAGGAUUAAUUGAUGAAGCUCGUUCCAUCUUCCAAAGUAUUGAAAAUAAAACAGAAAGUAUUUAUGGUGCAAUGAUUGAUUGCUUUAGUCGUGGAUCAUUUUUUGAAGAAGCACAAAAAUUAAUUGAUCAAUAUGAAUAUUCUCAUCCACCUGCCGUAUCAAUGUAUAGUUAG
Messenger RNA from Rotaria sp. Silwood1, 1890 nucleotides. NCBI's taxonomy places the organism in Eukaryota, Metazoa, Rotifera, Eurotatoria, Philodinida, Philodinidae. The record is from the annotation of a GenBank genome assembly.